Pichia kudriavzevii is the source of this 2178-nucleotide messenger RNA. RefSeq lists its product as uncharacterized. The record is from RefSeq and is a predicted model, not a curated record. The transcript has a single exon. Gene Ontology annotation, biological process: peroxisome organization. NCBI's taxonomy places the organism in Eukaryota, Fungi, Ascomycota, Pichiomycetes, Pichiales, Pichiaceae. Gene Ontology annotation, cellular component: peroxisomal membrane. Bases 1 to 2178 code for a protein of 725 amino acids.
AUGGAAGGUUUUGGAAGCAAGCUUUGGGAUAAAAUCCAAUCGCAGGGAUUAGCAAUGGCCGGAAGUCUAGCGGACGAAACUGGCCACGAUCUGCGGGCGCCUGGUUGUUCCGAGAAAGCUACAUCUCCAAGGCAGGGAGACAAUUCAGAUUCCAUUAGAAAAGAUACAUCUGCAUCAGGGAUAGAUAGUACGACUGAUUUUUUAGGCUCUUUUUUUACCACAAGAGAUACACCUAAGGGUACCAAUACCAAACUGGAAGAACCAGGCGUAUCUCACCCCAACAAGAAAGACACAUCAAGGCUAAACGAACCGCCUAAAAUGAAAAAGUCCAAAUCUGCCUUUGGCUUCUUAGAGGAUACGACCAGUAGCUACACUGAUAAAUUCAUCGAAAGAUUUAUAUCGAUGGCAAUUCCUACAACUACUACCUCAAGUAAGCGUGAGCUUGAUAGGAUAUUAAAUAGAAUAGAGAUGCAAAAAACCAGACCUCCACUGAGUGUACAAACGAUGUCAAGAAACUCCAUUCUUUUACUACAGAGACUUUCUUUACCAUUUGAAGCUCUAGAUUUAAUAAUCAACAUUUUAAAUUGGGAAACGCCUAUUGUUACCAUAACGACAAUGCUAUUUUUAACCCUGUGCUUACUCAAACCAAUAAAUUUCCUAACAUUACCCAUAUUCUACGUUUGCUUUGAAAUUAUUAUUCCAGCUUAUAUGGUUCAGAACCCCAACACUGAUGAGAGCAUGGAUGGUUGGGAAACUGAGUUACCCAAACCAGUCAAUCAGUUUUCUAGAGAGUUCUUACUCAAUGUGACUGAUCUUCAAAACCAUAUGCUGUUAUACGUUAAUGCCUGGGACUUUAUCAAUGCAUGGUGUUGGAAGCUUUUUUAUUUUAAGGAUGAACUGUUAUCUUGGUUUAUAUUUGUUGUCUUAUUGUUUUGGGGGGUUUUUAUGCAAAUAUUCGGAGCCAGUAUAAUCACAUUUUGUUUUCCAGUUAUCAAGGUUUUAGCAGUUGUAAUGUCUUGGGGUGUUAUAAUUGCACUGCAUCCUAAAAACAGAGUAAAACUUCUAGAAACAUUUUACAGUGAAGAGUUACGUUUGAAAAUAGUUAGCUUAUUGAACCAUUAUGAGUCCAAUAUAAUUAGUGAUUUGGAUUUAACUACAGAUAAAAUGGAGAUAAGAGAAAUUGAAAUUUUUGAACUACAAGUGUUCAAUGAGGAAACUAGGACAUGGCAAUUUGUGUGUUUCUCUCCUGACAACUACCCUCCGAACAGCCACAUCAGGCAGAAUAAAAUUCCUAUAAAUGGUACGCUCUUAUUGGAUUCUGUUUUACCACCUAAGGGAUGGAAAUUCAUCAAUUUGUCAGAGAACGACAACAAGAUUCCUGUUUUAUCCAAACAUAAAACCGAGGUACUGAGUCAAAAAGAGGAGAAUACAAGAGGGAUGUACUUAGACCACGAUAAGAGGAAACAAGCAAAGGAGAAGAAAAGAAUGUUGAGGCGUCAAAGAAGACAACAAAGGCGGCAUGGAAAAACCGAUACCAAUCAAGUACUACUGAAAGUUCCCGUUGAGCCUAAGCAAUCAAGUAUACAACAUCGAAGAGUCAGUAACGAUUUUCACAAUGUUAUGAUUGAUCCUCGACUUGUUGAUAAUUAUCUGAUUGAGCAGCUGGAAACCGGCAUAAAAUACGAAGGCUGGUAUAUUGAUCUAUGCCCCAAAACUUGGGUACAAGACUAUUAUUUACAGGAUGUUUUCGAGGUUGAUGACGACACCAAAUGGGUGUAUGAUUUAGUUGUGAUGGGAAAUGGAAUUGAUGCACUUUCUGCUGGUUUAGGGAUUCCUAAAACAAAACUCCGUAAGUCCAGAGGUGAUGUGAGAAGGCGUAGGUGGGUACGUUAUGCGGUGCGUGAUAUAGUUCGGGGAGUCCAGACUGAUUUCACAGAACAAAACAGUGAUGAUAAACAUGGUGAUAAUGCGUCUAUUUUUUCAGAUGAAGAGGAGGAUAGUGAAAAUGGAUACAGCUUCAGUGAUGAUAUUGAUUAUACUGAUAUUGAGGAUAAUAGUGGGGUCGGUGAAGAAAAUGUCACAGCAGCUUUACCAGAUACAUCAUUGGUGUCAACUGUAGCUGAAUCGCCGGAAACGGAAAAAAUCGUGAACCCCGGCGCUGAAAAAUUAAAAAAAUGA